Phragmites australis (common reed) is the source of this 3847-nucleotide messenger RNA. Its product is annotated as protein SLOW WALKER 2. Lineage: Eukaryota; Viridiplantae; Streptophyta; Magnoliopsida; Poales; Poaceae. The transcript is spliced from 16 exons. The record is from RefSeq and is a predicted model, not a curated record. Gene Ontology annotation, cellular component: nucleus. The coding region runs from base 524 to 3583 and encodes 1019 amino acids.
CCCGCAAACAUCCGCUUCUCUAGCUAAACCCACGCAAUCCUCUGAAAAAGGGAAAAAUAGCCAAAACCCUCGCGCGGCCUCCUCCUAAUUCGGCCGCCGCCACCACCAACGUGCUCUCCCGACGCCGCCACCAACGCUCGCUCACCGUCCCCAGCCCCGCCUCGCCUCAGCUCCCUCGCCCCCUCCCCCGCUGCCACCUCCACCGCCUUCGCCUCCGCCUCCGCCGAAAAGUAAGAAGCAGGGCGACGUCUCCUCCCCGGAGUCGUUUGUACCGCAAGAACCGGUCAGGCUGCGGUGUGGGCGCUGCCGUCUCCCUCCCCGGCCCGCCGGCCGCGCUCCACUCCGCGGUGCACCCAUCCCACCUCCGCUGCUCUUCCGCCCGUGACCUGUCCUCCAUUUAUUCCGGCCGUCGCGGCGUUCCAGCAGCAGUCACCUCGCUGCUUGUUCUGCCCAUCGACUACCAAAUCCGGUGCCUCCUUUUCCCACCGGCCUCCUGCACGUCCGGUCGCCGUUGCAUCCAUCCAUGGCGGAGUCGAACCCCAAAUCAAAGUCCACCAAGAAAACGAGGAAGCCCUCCACCCUAGGGGAGGAUGGGAAGGACAUGGACGCCCUCAAGUCCGACGUCGCCUCAUUUGCUUCCUCCCUCGGCCUCCUCCCCGGCGCUGGCAACUCCUCCGGCUUCGACGACUCCGACUUCCGCAAGGCCGGCCCCAUCAAAUCCCCAAAACUCCCGAAACAGCCCCAUCAAACCUCCGAAGUCCCCCAAAGCACCGCAAACCCCAAUAACCCUAGACCUACCAAGAAGCCACACCCUCUCGAACUCCAUGGUUCCCAUACUGGUACCAAUCCUGGUGCCACCACGAAUUACCCAUUGAUGAAGGCCGCGGCGCUUUCAGGACAGUGGUACACAGAUGCUGAUGAGCUUGAGGCGAGGGUCCUGGGUGGCUCUAAGCAGAUCCCUCCAGCUGUGGGGCUUCAGGAGAUGCAGCAGAUAGUGGAGAGGAAACGGGAGUUAGCAGAGAGGCUCAUGGCGCAGUACGCGAGGGAAUAUGACACGGUGAGGCGAGGGAGGGGUGACCUGAAGCUUCUGGAGAUAUCAGCGAAGUCUGGUACAUCAUCUGACAAGGUGUCAGCGUUCACAUGCCUUGUCGAGGACAAUCCAAUUGCAAACAUGAGGGCGCUUGACUCUCUCCUUGGUAUGGUUACCUCGAAAGUUGGUAAGAGGUAUGCGUUCACAGGCUUUGAUGCAUUGAAGGAGUUGUUCCUCACGAGGUUACUGCCUGAUCGUAAGCUGAAAAGUCUUAUUCAACGCCCAUUAGACAAUUUACCUGAAACAAAAGAUGGCUACUCACUUUUGCUCUUCUGGCAUUGGGAGGACUGCUUAAAACAGAGGUACGAAAAAUUUGUUAUGUCGCUGGAGGAUGCAGUAAAAGAUAUGCUGCCAAAUCUUAAGGACAAAGCAAUGAAGACGGUUUUCAUUCUUUUAAAGAGUAAAUCUGAGCAGGAACGACGGUUGCUUACAGCUCUUGUUAACAAACUUGGAGAUCCUGAAAGGAGGGCAGCAUCAAGUGCUGCAUAUCUGUUAACCUGUCUCCUGGCUGCUCAUCCAAAUAUGAAGAUGGUUGUGAUAGAUGAGGUGGAUUCUUUUCUCUUCAGACCGCAUGUUGGACUUAGGGCCAAAUACCAAGCUGUCAAUUUUUUGAGCCAGAUUCUCCUUACAUAUAAAGGAGAUGGACCUAAAAUUGCAAAACGAUUGGUGGAUGUCUACAUUGCGCUUUUCAAGGUACUCAUGUCAUGCCCUUGUGAUACGAAAGGAGAUACAUACAGUAAACAUGGCAAGAAGAAUGGAGAAAAUGGAAAAACAAAGGGGAAAAAGAACAAGGUCAAUGACUCUAAUCCUCAUGGAAACCAUGAAGUGGAUCCCACAGCUGGAUCAGAUUUGGAGAUGGACUCUAGAAUUCUCUCUGCACUAUUAACUGGUGUAAAUAGAGCAUUACCAUAUGUUGCAAGCUCAGAAGUUGAUGAUGUUGUGGAAGUUCAAACACCAAUUCUUUUUAGAUUGGUGCACUCUGAGAAUUUCAAUGUUGGUGUUCAGGCAUUGAUGCUUUUGUACCAAAUAUCUACAAAAAAUCAGAUAGCAAGUGAUCGUUUCUAUCGUGCAUUAUAUGCAAAACUUUUGAGUCCUGCAGCUGUUACUUCAUCAAAGCCAGAGUUAUUUCUUGGUCUGUUGGUGAAAGCAAUGAAGAAUGAUGCAAUGUUGAAAAGAGUAGCUGCAUUUUCGAAGCGGCUUCUGCAGGUUGCUCUUCAACGGCCUCCACAAUAUGCCUGUGGAUGUCUUUUCAUUCUGUCGGAGGUCCUUAAGGCAAAGUCACUGUUAUGGGCAAUUGUGCUCCAGAAUGAAUCUGUUGAUGAUGGUGUUGAGCAUUUUGAAGACAUUGUAGAGAGUACCGAGGACCCCUCUACUGGCUCAGCAAUUCUAGAUAAAUAUAAUGACAAAUUAGCUCCUCAGGAGAAAUACAACUCUGAUGCUGCUGAUGGUUCCGAUACUACAAAGCAUGAAAAACUGGUGGAAGGUGACAAGAAGGAUAAAAAUAAUGCAUCAACUGAAGGGUCAAUGUUAUAUGAUCCGCGACAAAGAGAACCUUCUUACUGCUCUGCGGACCGUGUCUGUUGGUGGGAGCUAACAUUGUUGGCCUCACAUGUGCACCCGUCAGUAUCUACUAUGGCCAGGACCUUGCUAUCUGGCAACAAUAUUGUUUAUAGUGGUGACCCAUUGACAGACCUAUCACUUCCUGCCUUCCUUGACAAAUUCAUGGAGAAGAAACCAAAAGGGAACCGCAUUGCUGAAGGAAAAUGGCAUGGUGGAUCACAAAUAGCACCAGCUAAAAAGAUUGACCUGAAUCCCCAUCUCAUUGGAGAAGAGCUUCUAGAACUUGCAGAAAAUGAAGUGGCACCUGAAGAUGUUGUUUUCCAUCGUUUCUAUAUGAACAAGACUGGCCCUAUAAAACCAAAGGCAAAGAGGAAGGCCUCAGUUCUUGAUGAGGAUACUGGAGAGCUCCUAGCUGAUGAUGUUGAUGAUGCUAGCGAUGAGAGUGAUGAUGAGAUGCAGGAUCUGGGAGAUGGAUUGUCAGAAGACAGAGAAUAUGACUACGAAAGCCUGGAUGCCGAUGCGUUUGAAGAGGAUGAGGAUUUGCUUAGAGAUGACAGCGAUGCUGAGGUGGAUGACAUUUCAGAUGAUAGCGCAUCCAGGGAUGGAGAAAUGGAAAAUGAUGAUGGCGAUGAUGCCAUUCUUGAGAGUGCAGUUGAUUCAGACGGCAACUUUAGUGAUGAAGAGAUGGUUGAUGUUGGUAACGGUGGUCGUGGUGGGUCCGUUGCAGAGAAAAAGGCAGCACCGCAGAAACGGAAACAUGGUGCAAAAAAUGGUGCAUCUCCAUUUGCAAGACUGGAAGACUAUGAACAUCUCAUGGUUCGGGACUCUGCUAAGCCGACGUCUAAGCCAAAGCACAAGGUAACUAGGACAGUGGGUGGCGAGAAGAAACCAAAGUCCAGGUCGCAAAAGAAACGGUUGAAGACAUCAGGAUGAGAAACAAUUUUUUUUAACGUUUAACUUGAAAAUUGUUCAUCACCAAACACUGUUCAUUAAGAUAACACUAAAUUGAGCCGAAAGUGUUACGAGAGGAUGGGCCUGUUCAUAGUCAGAACUUGUUACCAUUUGUCACGCUUAAGGCUAGUCAGGUUUGUUCAGUUUAGCCACUUUGGUUCAUAGCUACAAUUGUGAUAAUAUUCUCUUCAUGCUGUUAUGUUUCAUAACUACAGUGACUUAAAAAAGUGUGGUAAGAUUUUUUUA